Camelus dromedarius (Arabian camel) is the source of this 2409-nucleotide messenger RNA. RefSeq names its product coiled-coil domain containing 175 (gene CCDC175). The transcript is spliced from 20 exons. The record is from RefSeq and is a predicted model, not a curated record. NCBI's taxonomy places the organism in Eukaryota, Metazoa, Chordata, Mammalia, Artiodactyla, Camelidae. Bases 1 to 2397 code for a protein of 798 amino acids.
AUGGCUCUGAGCUCCUGGUCCCCUGAGCUGGGGUUCGGCGAGAAGGUGGUGCAGGUGACCGCUGUCUCCACGGGCCCCUCCCUGGAGUUAUGCACUUUCCCGUCCACCCUCGGCUCCUCGGUCGCGGCUGCCGCCCUGGAUCAGCUCUUUGUUGUGGAACAAUCACUGCAAAGCGAUUAUUUUAAAUGCAAUGAAGAAGCUAGGACAUUUCUUAAGGACGUUGCUGUCGCUGUUAAGAAAUUGGAAGAAAUGAGAAAAGCCACAAUUGAUCUUCUGGAAAUUGAAAGCAUGGAAUUCAGCAGACUAUAUUUUCUACUGGAAACUCUUCCCACUGAUGUUAGCAGAGAAUUGGAAGAAUGUGUCAAGGAUGCUCGAAGAUUAAAUCUUGUUGAGAUAAAUCAGUUACACACGAAAAUUACAAGGAUGAACAAUGAAAUAGAGUUUCUGAAGAAGAAUAUACUCAAACUGAAAAAAAUUAAUAAAGCUCUGGGUGAACAGCAAGAGGAGAUAGCAAGGCAGCAUGAAAAGAUUGUCCUGUCACUCAACCACGCAAUGAAAGAAAAAGCCAUUACCAGCAUUUACAUCAAUGAGACUUACACCAAAAUUAACUUGGAGAAGGAAGAAAUAGAAUUGCAAAAAAAAUAUAUUCAAGAAGUAGAGGAGCAAAUGGGAAAAGAAAAACAAGAAUAUUUGAAAAGAAAACAAAAAUUGAAUCAAGAAAUUGAUGAAUAUAACAAAUUCUGUGAAUUAAAGAGAAAGGAGACUUACAAAAAGAAGACAGAAUUGGAUGGAUUAAAGCUUAAAAUGAAAAAAAUUAGAGAAACAAUUACUGCCAGCACAGGGGUUCUUAGUGAUGACAAUUUAAAGAUAGCACAGUUACACGAAUCAAUAAGAUUUUGGGAACAACAAGCUGAAGACAUUAAGAAAUCCUGUAAGGACCUGGAGGACAAAGUGGUUUUUUUUAGGAAUAACAAGGAAGACCUGGAUGAUUCAUCUAAUUGUGAAAAAAAUGAAUUAUUGCUGAAAAUAAAACAGAUAGCUGAAAAACUACACAAAUAUCAUCUAGAGAACAAAGAUCUACGAGAGAAAUUGAAUGCUGUUACCAGACAAUAUAAGAUUGUCUUAAAUGAGGAGGAAAAAGUUUUUAUGCAGAAACAGAAAUUGUAUGCUGAAAAUCAGAAACAACUGUCAUUUAUAACUCAGAAAGAAAACUUCCUAUCAAAAAGAAGAGUAGACAUCAAAAAUAUGGAAGAAGGACUUCUCACCCUCAAGGAUCUUCAUCGAGCAACAAAGGAAGUAUAUCAGAAACAAAUAAAAAUCCUGAAUGAUAACCUGGAAAGAGAAAAUCAGAGAUGUGGCAUAACUCAGUGGAAAAUAGCUUGUUUACUAAAAAAACAUGCACGUUGGACUGCCAGGGUAAAGGAUGAAAUGCAAGAAAUUAUAAAUAAAAUUCAGGAAGCUGAACUUAAACGCAGCGACUUACUACAAGAGACCAAUCUUAGAGAAAACAAGGUCAAUGAAUUUUUGGCACAGAUUGAACAACUUACAAUAGAAUUAAAAAGAGAGGAGGAGGAAUUUGUUGUCAAAGAAAAAAAGUUAAUUCAAGAGUUGAGCAAGUAUGAGCAAAGAUUUGUCAAGGAAAUGCAAAUUAACAAAAUAAAGGAGGACGAGCUAGGCGAGUAUCUUCCACAACUUCAGGUGGCAGAAGAAGAGUACACAGACAGAAACAGAAAAUUCAGAGAGCUCGCUGAUAUUCUUACAGCACAAAAGCAGGAGCAGAAUUUACUGAAUGAUCAGAUUGCUCAAUUGUCAAGAGACUUUUUAAGAUAUUUUAACGAUGCGGAUAAAGUGAAGCAAGAAUUAAAACAAUUACGAGAUCACGAAAGCUAUAAAAUCAGAACUCAUUUUGAAAUUCUGAAGGUCUUAGAAAAUGAAAUCUAUGUACAUGACCUAAAAGCGGAUGCUUUGCUCGUGGAAAAUGAAAGGUUGAAAGAGUAUAUUGCAUACAUAAAGAACAGCAUGGAGGAAUACAAAAAGGGAGGAGACGACCUCACGUGCACCUCAAAUGACCUGUCCUGUCAGCUGAUAGCUCUUCAGACACAAUAUUCAGAUUUGUGGGCCGAAUUUCAAGGUACACUUAAGGAAUUGGUACAGAGCAGUAAUGAGACCUUGCGAGAAAUAAAAAAUCUAGUAGAAAAGCUGAAUGCGAGAGAUGAAAACAUUGAGCAAAUCAGUGUCUGGCUACAAGGGAAUCUUGAAGAGCUGCAUUCUCUUAUGGAACAGGAAUCACAAAUGAACCUUCCUGAAAGUAAGAAGAAACAGAGUCGUAUCAAAAGAAUCCAUUUCCCAGUGGUUGAAUGUACUAUGAAAAAAAGUAAACAAAAACUAACAAAAUAACUUAAAGGAUAC